This is a messenger RNA of Trichoplusia ni (cabbage looper), 1442 nucleotides long. RefSeq names its product bystin (gene bys). The transcript has 8 exons. Gene Ontology annotation, cellular component: nucleolus; cytoplasm; preribosome, small subunit precursor. NCBI's taxonomy places the organism in Eukaryota, Metazoa, Arthropoda, Insecta, Lepidoptera, Noctuidae. The record is from RefSeq and is a predicted model, not a curated record. Gene Ontology annotation, biological process: rRNA processing. Gene Ontology annotation, molecular function: snoRNA binding. The coding region runs from base 122 to 1411 and encodes 429 amino acids.
UGUCACUGCCAGAAAUUGACAUUUGUCACCAUCAACUGUCAAGUCCACACCACAUGUUGUAUUUUCAUAUUGUGGAGUUGUACGAACCCUAUUUAUAUUUACGUAGUGCUAUAAAUUUAAGAUGGGGAAGGCUAAGAAACUUAAACCCUCUCAAGUUGGGAAAAAUGUGGCAUUAGCCGAUCAAAUAGAAUCAGUGAACGCAGUUAAAAACAAAAGUAGAAUUAAAGAGAGAAGUAGACACGAUGAUGAUGAAGAAUUCGUCAACGCAAACUUGUCUAAAAAAAUUCUACAUGCCGCCCGAAGACAACAAGCCGAAUUAGGAGACGACAACGAAGGUCCCUCCCCAGCAAAACAUGUGACCCUUCCUACUUCAUUUGCAGAUGCUGAUUCUGAUGAUGCUUCUGGUUCAGACCAUGAUGAUUUGGAUCCAGAUACUUAUUAUGAUAACAUAGAGAUAAAUGAAGAAGAUGAGGAAGCCCUCAGGAUGUUUAUGUCGUCCAAACCUGAAAGGACACGCACUCUUGCUGACAUUAUCAAAGAGAAAAUCACUGACAAACACACAGAAUUACAAACUCAAUUUUCUGAUGUGGAAACUUUAAAGUUGCAGAAUAUUGACCCUAGAAUAAAAACAAUGUAUGAGGGAGUCAGAGAUGUGUUAAAAAAGUAUAGAUCGGGCAAGUUACCAAAAGCAUUCAAAAUGGUGCCACAUUUACAGAAUUGGGAACAGAUCCUUUAUAUAACAGAACCUACUACAUGGUCUGCGGCUGCUAUGUAUCAAGCUACAAGGAUAUUUGCUUCAAACUUAAAAGAGAAGAUGGCACAGAGGUUUUAUAACUUGGUUCUACUGCCUCGUGUGCGAGAUGACCUCGCUGAGUAUAAGAGAUUGAACUUCCAUUUGUACCAAGCAUUAAGGAAAUCUCUCUUCAAGCCUGGUGCUUUUAUGAAGGGAAUACUUUUGCCCUUAUUGGAGGCAGGAGAUUGCACAUUACGUGAGGCUAUCAUUGUAGGGUCUGUAUUAGCUCGCAAUUCAGUGCCUGUAUUACACUCUAGUGCAGCUAUGCUGAAGAUAGCAGAAAUGGAUUACACUGGAGCUAAUUCUAUAUUUUUAAGAAUACUUUUUGACAAAAAGUAUGCUCUGCCAUACAGAGUUGUUGAUUCUGUUGUCUUUCACUUUAUAAGAUUCCAAAGUGAUCACCGUAACUUGCCAGUGCUAUGGCACCAGUCGCUUUUGACAUUUGUGCAGCGUUACAAGGCUGACAUCUCCACUGAACAGAGAGACGCCUUACUAGAACUGCUGAGGAAGCAAUCCCAUCCUACAGUUACACCAGAGAUUCGAAGAGAACUGCAAGCAGCGAAAUGCAGAGAUGUUGAAAAUAAUGAAUCAGUAUCAAGUGCUAUGGUUAUUGAAUAAAUUGAUUAUAAUACGAAAUAAUUCAAAUAAA